Molecule: messenger RNA, 4701 nt
Organism: Hypanus sabinus (Atlantic stingray)
Lineage: Eukaryota; Metazoa; Chordata; Chondrichthyes; Myliobatiformes; Dasyatidae
Product: zinc finger protein 436-like
Exons: 2
Coding region: 875-1828 (317 amino acids)
Source: RefSeq, a predicted model, not a curated record
CAGGGAUGUGGAUGCUCCCGAUUAUUGCGCAUGCGCGCUGUACACAAAGGCCUCGAUAAACCGGCUCCAGCUGUGCAGACCAACCAUACAUCUGAGUAGGAGAUAUUUACAUGGCAUUAAAACUGUGGCACUUUAAAUUAACAGUACAUAAAAAAAAUCCCAGCUGCAUUUUGACAAGGCUAUUUGUGUGAGAGUGUUUCAGAUACUGUGGGGCCAGGCACCCAUGCAGCUCAGUGGGAACGGAAUAAUACCAGUGGAGAGAGCCAAAAUGAGCCAGGUCACAGAUUGGAGACGGCAAGCAUCAGAAAAUUUGAUGGUCAUUCAAGAUACCAGCACUGUGCCCAGUUAGAAGAUGAUUUCUCUCUCCAACAUGGGUUGAACUUCACUGUAACAGUGUGAUUAUCACACGUGAGCAACUAAAAUUAUCUCAUCUGAAAUGUUGUACUUCACCCAUUGAUGGAUUUUGUAAAUUUUUUUACAGGUUAAAAAUGACAAGGAGUUUGUCUACGGGACUCUCAAACAAAACACACCAGUUUCUCUAUCUCUCUCUAGAUACUUAAGCAGUGGAACAAGGGAUUCAGUCAACCAUCCUUCCUGCUCAGACUGUGGGGAGGGAUUCACUCAGUCAUCUGACUGACUGGCACGCCUGUUAUUUUACAAGGGGAGAGGCCAUUCACCUGCUCAGACAGUGGAAAUGGAUUCAGUCGGUCAUCUCAACUGAAGGUUCAUCAGCAAGUUCACACUGGGACAAUUCCGUUCAACUGUUCUGUGUGUGAGAAGGGAUUCAGUCGGUCAUCCCACCUGUGGACACACUGGGCAGAGGCUGCUCAUCUGCUGAAUUUGUGGGGAAAGAUUCUCUCGGUCAUCUGAUCUAAUGACUCACCAACGAGUUCACACCGGUGAGCGGCCGUUCACCUGCUCGGACUGUGGGAAGAGAUUCACUGAAUCAUCUAAGCUGAAAGUACAUCAACGAGUUCACACCGGAGAGAGGCCAUUCACCUGCUCAGACUGUGGGAAGGGAUUCACUCGGUCAUCUCACCUACUGCGACAUCAGUCAGUUCACACUGCAGAGAGGGAUUUCACCUGCUCAGAGUGUGGGAAGAGAUUCACUCGCUCUUCCACCCUACAGAGACACCAGUCAGUUCACACCAGGGAGAGGCCGUUCACCUGCUCAGUCUGUGGGAAGAGAUUCACUCAGUCAUUCCACCUGCAGAGACACCAGCAAAUUCACACUGGGGAGAAGCCUUUCACCUGCUCAAACUGUGGGAAGAGAUUCACACAGUCAUCCUACCUACAGAGACACCAGUCAGUUCACACUGGGGAGUGGCGGUUCACCUGCUCAGAAUGUGGGAAGGGAUUCACACAGUUAUCCAAACUACUGGCACACCAGUCAGUUCACAGUGGGGAGAGGCCAUUCACCUGCUCAGACUGUGGAAAGGGAUUCACUUGGUCAUCUGAUCUGCUGACACACGAGCGAGUUCACACCGGGGAGAGGCCAUUCACCUGCUGUGAAUGUGGGAAGGGAUUUGCUCGGUCAUCUGAUCUACAGAGUCACCAGCGAGUUCACACUGGGGAGAGGCCGUUUACCUGCUCAGUCUGUGGGAAGGGAUUCCAUCAAUCAUCCAACCUUCAUAGACACCAGUCAGUUCACACUGGGGUGAAGCCAUUCACCUGCUCAGACUGUGGAAAGGGAUUCACUCGGUUAUCCUCACUAUCGGCACACCAGCGAGUUCACACUGGGGAGAGGCCAUUCACCUGCUGUGAAUGUGGGAAGGGAUACACUCAGUCAUCUCAUCUGCUGGCACACCAGCGAGUUCACAGUGGGUAGAGACCGUUCACCUGCUCAGAACGUGGGAAGGGAUUCACUCAGUCAUCCAAUCUACAAAGACACUUUGGGUAAAGGCCGAUCACCUGCUCAGACAUUGGGAAGAGUUUUUCUCAUCCAUCUCCAUCAAAUGUGCAUCAUUGGGUUCACACCAGAGAGAGGCUGUUUACCUGCUGUGAAUGUGAGAAGGGAUUCACUCAGUAAUCUAAUCUUGUGACACACUACUGGGUUCACACUGGGGAGAAAGUUUCAAUAAGCUGCAUGCUGGAUAUUUGUCCACCACCGUUGCAGAAUGCAAUUUCGAGAGUGACUGUCGGUGCUGAACUCUGCAAUUAUUGCUGCGAUUCUCCACACCCAGUUCUGCACCCUGGUCACUGGGCAUGGGAGGAGUUUCUUCUACUGCAUAUUCACCUUUACUGGGACUGGAUCUGAGACAAAUAAAUCAGUUCUAUUUUAAACUUGUAUCCGGUACUUAGUGCAUUUAUAACACACCUAGUGUACAGUACAGAGUCAACUCAGCCCGGCUGGACCCUGCCAAUGAUGCAGUUUCAUGACAGCCUAUUUAAAUCCUCCCCUGUUGUUCAUCUCUCGCUCUCCCUGUGGUGAUGGGUUCCAAACAGUCACCACUCUGUGGGUGAAGAGGUUUCCCUUGAAUUUUCUGCAGACUGAAGAAGUCGAGCUGAUUGCAGUUAUAACCAUAUAACCAUAUAACAAUCACAGCACGGAAACAGGCCAUCUUGGCCCUCCUAGUCCGUGCCGAACCCUUAAUCUCACCUAGUCCCACCUACCCGCACUCAGCCCAUAACCCUCCACUCCUUUCCUGUCCAUAUACCUAUCCAAUUUUACCUUAAAUGACACAACUGAACUGGCCUCUACUACUUCUGCAGGAAGCUCAUUCCACACAGCUAUCACUCUUUGAGUAAAGAAAUACCCCCUCGUGUUUCCCUUAAACUUCUGCCCCCUAACUCUCAAAUCAUGUCCUCUCGUUUGAAUCUCCCCUACUCUCAAUGGAAACAGCCUGUUCACGUCAACUCUAUCUAUCCCUCUCAAAAUUUUAAAUACCUCGAUCAAAUCCCCCCUCAACCUUCUACGCUCCAAUGAAUAGAGACCUAACUUGUUCAACCUUUCUCUGUAACUUAAUUGCUGAAACCUAGGUAACAUCCUAGUAAAUCGUCUCUGCACUCUCUCUAAUUUAUUGAUAUCUUUCCUAUAAUUCGGUGACCAGAACUGCACACAAUAUUCCAAAUUUGGCCUUACCAAUGCCUUGUACAACUUUAGCAUUACAUCCCAACUUCUGUACUCAAUGCUUUGAUUUAUAAAGGCCAGCGUUCCAAAAGCCCUCUUCACCACCCUAUCUACAUGAGACUCCACUUUCAGGGAACUAUGCACAGUUAUUCCUAGAUCUCUCUGUUCCUCUGCAUUCCUCAAUGCCCUACCAUAGUUCUGUCUGAGAUGUUCUUCGCCCCUCAAAUCUCUGGGCUGAAGAAGAAUGACAUUGGUAGUUAAACUCCUUAAUCACAACUAAUUUCCACAUUACGGGUCAUUUUCCCUGCUUCUAAAGGGUUGUUAGAGAACAUCACUGUCCUCUAAAGUCUGAAAACAGAAUGGGAAACCAUCAGUUGGAUGUUCAACUGAGCAGGGUCAGAAACCAGAGGCAGGUCUGCACAGGGCAGAGUUUGGGGCUCUGGGCAAUGGUCGGGGUAAGAACAUAUGAUGAGGAGAAGGGUAUCAGCAGCGGGGCAUGGCAACAAAUGUCAGAGUAACAACAUUUGGAAGCUGAUUGACAGAGACAAUCAGUCGAUUGUCUGACUGAUGACACGAACAAUGGCUGUGGUGAGGUUCUCCACAGGUUGAGGAACGUGUGUGUUGGGAAUGGUUUUGUCUAUUGAGGGAGUUGUUCCUGCUUGUUUAUCCUGCAAUAUGAUAUCCAGAUGGUUAUUAUGGACUGUCCUAUUUGAAAUAAUGUAUUGAUUAUCAUAUAAUUUGUAAGAUCUUGACUCUAAAACUGGGUCAGACUUGAAUUUAUGGUGUCUUUAUUCAGUUAUGGAGGGCAUUGAUGAGUUUUUAUUUUAAAACAAGGUUUUGGUGAAUGAUACUUGCCACUUGAUUGUACCUUUGUAAGUAAUCAGAUUGAGUUAAACUGCUGUGGGAUCCUGGAAUGUGUUGGACUGUGUCUGGUUUCUCUUGGCAUUUUCUGCACUUACUGCCUUGUUUGUUUGUAUUUCAUGUAUUUUUGUGUUUUUUUUUCCUUUUUUUAACCACCUUGUCCUGUAUUUCUGCAAGGGGCCCCUCUGUUUCUGGGAAGAGGACUCCAACUCUCAGUCAGGUGCUCGAUGCUUCCUUGUCACCAUCUAGUCUGCUCAGAUCAUUGGGAUGUCUCUCCUGGAGGGACAUACUCAUUCCACUGGUUAAUGUUUUCUUCCAGAGUGGUGAUUUAUUUUUCUGAUUCGGCCUCUCUUUUAAGCUUUCUGGUCUGUAUUUCUAAUCACAAUUACAUAUACACACAUGGAGUGCUGAGUCCUGCUCACUUUUGAUGAAAAUAUAUACUUAGAAGUUUUAUCUGACUGUUGUCUAAUUUUUUUUCAUGUGUGUUAUUCCUCUUCCUCCUUGUAUUCAAGGUCGUGUUAAUCUAAAUGUGUCACUGCUGAUGAAGGGUUUCAGCCCAAAACAUCGCCACUCCCUCCUCCCACAGAUGCUGUCUGGCCUGCUGAGUUCUGCCAGCAUUUUGUGUUUUUAUUUAUUUCCAGCAUCUGCAGAUUCAUUCGUGUCUGAGUGUGAAUAGACUUUUCUAAAGUUCUUUUUUAUCUUUGUAAAUUCUACUGAUUGAAAUUGGACCAAGAUAUUUUUAUUAAAAAAUGUCAAUGUUGGUAUUGAUG